GGUGCCGGGUUAUGCUGGUGGCCAUCAUAGUUUACUUUAUACAUGCCCGGGUUUUUGCUGUCCUCACAGACCGCAUCGAGCAGUUGCUCGAGUCUAAGUCAUCAUGCGCUCGGAUUUAGUUUUACCGCUCUUUGUUUGUCUGGUGAGAAUCGAUUUGGUCGAACCGGAAAAAUUCGUGAUCCAUUCCUCAUCUCGACCCGAAGCCUCGAACAAAGAAACAAAAUGCGGCUGCGAAAAUGAAGCGCCAACGUUGCAGAGCGUCACGGGGGAUGAUUCUGCUUUCAUGCAAUACAUGGAGAAUAUGCUGAGCAAACAGUGCGAUCUCAAGGACGCCACUGCCUGCAACCGAGUUUACCAGGGGAAUAACGAGGUGUAUGACUUUAUAGUGGUCGGAGCUGGGAGUGGCGGAUCGGUGGCGGCGGCGAGGUUGAGCGAGAACCGCGAGUGGGACGUCGCCCUCCUGGAGGCGGGAGGCCCGGAGCCCCUGGGGGCCCAGGUCCCCAGCACCUACCACAACUACGAGGGCCACGCCGAGAUCGACUGGAACUUCUCGAUGGAGCCCCAGGAAGGCGCCUGCCUCGGCUGGCCCCAAGGCAGGUGCCACUUCGCUCGAGGUAAAGUGAUGGGCGGGACAGGCGUUCUGCACGGGAUGAUGUACAGCCGCGGGAACUCCUGGGACUUCGACGAGUGGGAGCGACUGGGGAACAAGGGCUGGGCCUACGAGAACGUCAUCGACUACUUCCUCCGGUCGGAGGACAACACGGACUACAUGCCGACCUACGACUCCGAGGGCAACGUGUACCACAGCCGCGGAGGCCCGCUCACGAUCCAGCGGUUCAACCACGCGCCGCCGCUGGCCAAGAAGAUCAUCGAGGCUGCCGGGGAGCUCGGCGAACCCACCUACAAUGUCAUCACCGAUGGGCUUCACAGGGGCUUCACCCUCGCCCAGGCCACGACGAGGAACGGCACGAGGCUCAGCGCCUCCAAAGCCUUCCUCCAGCCGGCCAUGGAUCGCCCCAAUCUGAAGAUCUACCAACAUGCUCAAGUUACUAAAGUGCUUAUAACACCGACCACUAAAACUGCGAUAGGAGUUGAGUAUAUUCAAAAUAACGAAAAACAGCGGAUUUUUGCUCUGAGAGAAGUUAUCAUAUGUGCUGGAGCUAUUAUGUCACCCCACAUUUUGCUUCAUUCUGGAGUAGGCCCUGCUGAGCAACUUAAAAAAUUUGGAAUUCCCAUCAUUCAACAUUUGCCUGGAGUUGGAAAAACUUUGAUGAACCACGUUUCUUUUUCCGUCCCAAUCACAAUGGAUUACCCAGCUAUGCGAGUUCUUGAUGAAAGCACUUUGGAUGAUUUUUUAACAAACAGAAAAGGUCCAUUAACGAGUACCGGACUGAGCCAGGUAGCCGGUUUCGCAAGACUUGAUGAGCCUCUAGCUAAGCAUAAAGGUCACUUUGUGCCAGACAUUCAAUUUUUUUCUUCAGGUUUUCAAGCUAAUUAUUCGCGGACAGGGAGAAUCGGAGAAAUUUAUGGUCGCCAUGAAUUAUACUCUAUAACACCAACCUUGCUGCGCCCAAAGAUAUAUGGAGAGAUUCGUUUAAAAAGCAAAUCACCCUUGGCACAUCCUUUGAUUAUUGGAAACUAUUUACAGGAUCCAGAUGAUAUGAGAUUAUUAGUAAAAGGAAUUCGGUUUGUUGAGCGAAUGGUGAACACAACAUCUUUGAGGAGUACAGGGUCAAGGAUAGUCCCCUAUACAAUAAAAGGAUGUGAAAAGUAUCCAUUUGACUCGGAUGGAUUCUGGGAGUGUGCCAUCAGACAUGACACAAAUUCUGAAAAUCAUUGGGUAGGGACGUGCAAGAUGGGCCCAGAGAAAGACCGUCUGGCAGUUGUCAACUCUCAAUUACAAGUAUACGGAGUUCCGAACUUGCGAGUUAUGGAUGCAUCUAUAAUGCCUACAGUCCCGAGCGGGAACGUUAAUGGGCCUAUCAUAAUGAUCGGAGAAAAAGGAUCUCAAAUGGUAAAGGAUGCUUGGCUCAUCAGUAAGCGCUCAAGAAAGAAAAUCGAUCUAGAUAAAAUGAUGGAGGAAAUGAAAUCCAGUAAAACGUCUUCGUGAUCUACAGAGAAAUUUUUAAAGCUCGUCUAUCUUGAGUUCAAGAUUUUUUCCAUUUGUAAUAUAACUCAUCCAAGCUCUCUUACUGUUGUGGAAGACAACAUUCUGAGAGUUGAGUUUCAUGACAGCAAUGUUCUAAUACUUUUUUUUAACUGAUCAGAAAAAGGAGACGAAUUUCGACUGAACAAAAACAAAUUCAACUUCAGUUUCCUACAAUUUGAAAGCUUUAAGACCUGACCUAAAACAUAUCACAUGUUUCCUUUUUCAAAACUUAACCGGAAAACGACUUACAUGAUGGGAAUUUCGGAAAUAAACUCCCGAACGACAUAUUAACAUGGAUAUGUAACAUAAAUCAAAUGGAAGUUAGGUCAUACGAAUGAUGUCAUUCGUUUUUUUGCCAUAUAACAAAUGCUAAGUUUAAACCCUGAUAUCUUGUUGAAGAGUAGGUUACCAGACUUUCCUUUGUGUAAUUCGUUUUCCUUGUGAAAUUUUGAAGAGAAAACAUGUUGAGUAGCACAAUAUAUUAUAUUUUGUCUAAAGGCCUAUUCUGCUGGCUGAACUUUAACAUUCCGCAGAGAUUGAGGCAAAAAGGCAACCUUUUUGAAUAAAGUAAGCUUUCAAAAAUUCCUCCUAAUUGUUACCAUGAUUAAAUUUAUGACUAAUUGAGGAAAUUUGAUUUUUUUAAUUAACUUUUUUUCACCAAAAGAACUUGUAAUUUGCCCUGUUUUUUUUGUUCCGUCUAAAUGCGGUCGAUUAUGGAAUUCUACUCUCCAUAAUCCAUUUUCCUGAUCAUCAGAUGGUGUUUAUUUAUGGUUGUUAGUGUAAAUUUCCAUCACACCUUAUUUAAAUGAAAAAAAAAUCGUUAUCGUUCCUUUCAGAGUUAGAGAGUAGGAGGUAUUUUUAACUAGUUGCAGUCCCACAACUGUGCCAAGACUGAAGGGUAGAAUUUUUAAAGAGCCUGUUUAGGUAUAUCACCAGCAAGAAAAUAAAAGGAACCCAAUACUCAACUUGCUGAGGGUUAAGGGGGUGGCUGCAUUAGUUUAAUUAAUUAUAGUCGAUAACUUUUAGUGACUAAUAAUUUUUUACACCAUGUAAGUACAAAUAGAGUUAUUUUUAAGUUGUAAGAGUUGAUGAUUAUUUUAGGAUGUGUAUCAAUCUGUUCCUGUUGUAAGCUUGAGAUCUUUUAAAAACAGCAAAAUCUAUUGCAACAUUCAUGUAUCUCCGCUUAGUGCUUAAUGCUUAAUGUUUGACUUCUGAAACAGCUGAACUUAACAAACAAAACCUGAAAAUCAGUUCGAUGUUUUUUUCUCUACCAAGAAGUGAUUUGGUAGUGAAUUAUAUUUAGCUUUUUAGUAUUAUUUUUAUUUAUUUUUGAACGUAUUAUCUAAUUAACCAUUGAGAGUCAUUAGAAUGUAUUUGCAAAGAAUUUGGGAGGUUUUGAUUGUUUUGAUCUUUGUUCAGGAAUGUUAGUGUCACAAAAAAUUUAAUGAGAUCGCAAA
Molecule: messenger RNA, 3606 nt
Organism: Bemisia tabaci
Lineage: Eukaryota; Metazoa; Arthropoda; Insecta; Hemiptera; Aleyrodidae
Source: RefSeq, a predicted model, not a curated record